Iphiclides podalirius (scarce swallowtail) is the source of this 429-nucleotide messenger RNA. Lineage: Eukaryota; Metazoa; Arthropoda; Insecta; Lepidoptera; Papilionidae. The record is from the annotation of a GenBank genome assembly.
AUGUUUGUUUCAAUACAGAUCGCAGUGUUGUGCCUGGUGGCGUGCGUGGCCAGUGAAGAGAAUGUACGCGAGAAGCGCGGCUUCCUGGGCGGCCACUCGGCCUUCGGGGGUUAUUCGGGCAUCGGGGGGUAUUCUGGCAUUGGGGGCUAUUCUGGCUACUCCGCCCCCGCCGCCCGCGUCGUCUCCGUCAACAAGGUGGUGAACGUACCGAGGGUCGUGAGCGUGCCCCAGGUGGUGAGCGUGAACAGGGUGGUCUCCGUGCCCCAAGUGGUCUCCGUCAAUAGGCUGGUGGCCUCCCCCAGCUACUCCUCCGGAUACAGCAGCGGUUACAGCGGUGGUUACAGCGGUGGCUACAGCGGUGGAUACAGCGGAUACGGUGGAUACGGCGGAUACGGCGGAUACAGGGGCCAUGCCAACAGCGGCUGGUGG